Molecule: messenger RNA, 2937 nt
Organism: Nyctereutes procyonoides (raccoon dog)
Lineage: Eukaryota; Metazoa; Chordata; Mammalia; Carnivora; Canidae
Product: collagen alpha-1(I) chain
Exons: 1
Coding region: 1-2937 (978 amino acids)
Source: RefSeq, a predicted model, not a curated record
AUGAGCGGGGCGGCCGGCCGCUGCGUGGGGCCCAGCCGGCCGGGGCGGGGGCGCGGGCAGCCGUGGGGGAGGCGGUGCCCCGCGGGGACGCCGCGAGGCCGGGGAGCGGGCCGUCGUGCCCGGGGCGCCGCGUGGGAGGCGCGCUGCGUGAGCGCGGACAGGCCGCCCGGCUUCGGGCAGCGGCCGGGGACGGGGGCCGCGGCGGGGGCCGGGGGGCCGGUGGCGGCGGGGAGCCCUGGCGCCGCAGCCCCCGUAGCGGGGGCCCCGGGGGUCGUGUGGGUGGACGGCGCGGUUGGGGAGCCCCAGGUGGUGGGGCCGGUGGGGUCGGUGUGGGUGACCGGGGCCGGGGGGGAGGCGGAGAGGGAGGGGGCGGCGGGCCCGAGCCCCCGGGGCUGCGAGAGGAAGGGGCGGCCGGGCUCCGCGGGCCCCGAGAGCAUCCUGGAACUGUGGCUAAAGGUGCAGGCCGUGCGGGCGGCCUCGGGGUGCGGGGCGGGCAGCAGGGUGCAGCUCCACCCGGUGCCGGUGGAGGGCCCGCUCGAAAGGGGCAUCCCGGGCCGGGCUUCCUGGGUGGAGACAAGCCGCGCUGGCCUCACGGGGCCCUGGGUGAAGGGGCAGGCUGCGGUGGCCCCCCGGGCACCAGGACUGUCCGCCGCUCCUGGGCCAGGGGCUGGCUGGUGCGGGCAGCAACAGGCUGUGGGGCUGCUCCCUGGGGGUGUGCCCACCACCCUGGCCACCAGUUGUGGGCUUGUCCCCCACAUGCUGGGGAGGGGGCAGGCUGUGGGGGUGCCCCGGGCCACUGGGUGGCCUGAGGCCAUGCAGAGAGAGGUGGGCUGUCCAUGGGACAGGGGGCAGUCGGCGCUGGUGCCCAGGGCGUUAGCUGGAGAGGCAGUCUGCGGGGACACCCCAGGCCUGUGGGGAAGUGGACAGGCUGCAAGGGUGCCCCAUGCCGUGGGGGCACCCAGAGGCUUGGAAGGGGAAGCCACCCCUGCGGGUGCCCUGGACAUGUGGCGGAGGAUGCAGGCUGCGGAAGAGAUGGGCUCCGGGGUUGUUCCUGGCAUAUGGGGCACUGGACAACCGGUUGGGGUGCCUUGUGCUACGGUGGAGGAAACCAGAUGUGGGGGUGACCCAGGAUUCAGGGACAGAGAACAGACUGUGUGGGUAGAGACAGGCUCCGGAGGUGAUCCAGGGCCCUGGGCAGCCAUCCACGCUGCAGAGAUGUGUGGUCGUGCCACACAGGAGGUGGGCUCUGGGGGUGCUCCGGGCCCAUGGGGGGUAGGGCCGGGAAUGGGGAAGGACACCGGCUGUGGGAGCGUGCCAGGUCUGUGGGGGGCUGAGCAGCCGGUGGGGGUGUCCCAGGCUGUACUGCUGCCAGGAGCUCUGGGGGAACAGGCAGGCUAUGGGGGCACCGCAGGCCCGUGGGAGAGGCAGCAGGCCCUGGGGGUGCCUCCGGCUGACGCGGUGCCCGGGGUCCCCCAGGGGGACACAGGCAACGGGAACGUUGUGGGCCUAUGGGAAAGGAGGCAGGCUGUGGGGGAACAGGACGCCCUGGCCACGGCUUUGGAGGUACCCGGGGCUGAGGAUCAGGAGGCUGGCUGUGGCAACAUGUCCUGUCUGUGCAGGAGAAGACAGUUUGUGGGCUCGUCUGGCCCCCAGGGGAUGCCCGAGGCCACAGUUUUGCCCAAGCACAGGUGUGCCCUGGCUAGGGUACCUGCAGCGGUAGGUGUGCCUGGGCCUGGCAGGGGGCCUGCCGCCGUGUGGGUGUCUGGCCCUGCGUGUCGGGAAGGCAGCUCCAGUGAGGUCUGGAACCUGUGGUCAAGGGUUCAUGACGCUGCGGGACCCGUGGCCCCUGGGGGACUGUGGUCUGUGGGUGAGGAUGCUGGUUCUGCAGCUUUCCCCAGGCCAUGGGGAAGGAGGCAGGCUCUUGGGGUCCCUGCAGCACCAGGGCUGGUUGGGGAGGAGACAGGCCCCGGAGAUGUCCUGAGAUCCUGGGCAAGGAGGCCGAGCACCAGGGCUCCUGCGGCUGCUGAGCCACCUGCAGCUGCUGGGGAACCUGAUUCUCUAGGGGUGGAGGCCGGCUCCGGGGCGUUCUCAGGCCUGCCUGGGCGGAGGCUGACUGCGGGGGUGUCCGCAGCAGGCGGGGUGCCCAUGGCCCCCAGGACACUGAGGCCUGCCUGGGAGGAGUGCACUUCCGCAGGUGUCGCAGGCCUGUGGGGGCAGAGGGAGGCAGUGCCAGGACACACAGACACCUGGGCUCCCACAGGGCAGGGGGUGCCCAGCACCAUCAGGAUGCCAGGGCCCAGGGGGGACAGGCUGGGCCCAGGGGUGCCCUCAGGCUUAUUAGGGAGACAGGCUGCUGAGGUGCCUGUGAUGCUGGCUGAUGCUGACUCUAGGGAUGCCUCAGGGGCGUGGGGACAGAGAGGGGUGACGGAGGUACCUGCUACUGUGGGGGCUGCAGGACCCGUGGACGGAACGGUCGGUGCCGAAGGCCUGUGGAGGAGAGCCAGCGGGUCAGCCACUGAGGCUGCGCGGGUGCCCGUGUCUCUGGGGGUGCUCGCGGCUGUAGGGGUUCCUACAAUGGGGCGUGUGCCUGCUGCCGUGUGGGUGACAGGGUGUGUGGAGGAAGAAGGGGCCUCGGGGGAAGAGGCUGGGGCCCCGAGUCUGGAGCUGCCUGGGGAGAGCCAGGCAGCGGGGGUGUCUCCCUCCCGCAGCUACAGAACUGGGUCGUGGAACAGCAGGAGGCCUGACCGGGGAGAGCCCGAGCUGGAGAGUGGGGGUACCGGGUCAGGGCCUGGGACCAUACUGGGGGCAGCCCCGGGUUUGAGGCUGGAGGGAGGCCGUGGCCGAUUGAGGGGUCACCCGCAGCAGGGUGGUGGUGGGGCCCCUGGAAGAGAGCUGUGUGUGGGAGGACAGGUUGAGGGGGGCCUCCCAGUAGUGUAG